Synchytrium microbalum is the source of this 1371-nucleotide messenger RNA. Its product is annotated as cystathionine beta-lyase. Gene Ontology annotation, biological process: transsulfuration; 'de novo' L-methionine biosynthetic process. Gene Ontology annotation, cellular component: cytoplasm. NCBI's taxonomy places the organism in Eukaryota, Fungi, Chytridiomycota, Chytridiomycetes, Synchytriales, Synchytriaceae. Gene Ontology annotation, molecular function: pyridoxal phosphate binding. The record is from RefSeq and is a predicted model, not a curated record. Bases 1 to 1371 code for a protein of 456 amino acids. The transcript has 5 exons.
AUGGCAUUAGAUAAAGAAGAAGCUUGCCUACGAGAUAGUGACGACGAUUCCGGCUUCAUUGAGGGAACUGCCAGUGUUGAAGGUGACAAGGACUCUCUGGUUGCCAGUGAAAUCAGGGCGACAUCAACACCAUUGGACGACACAAGGCAGGUUUCAAAUAAGGACUUCUCAUUUACCUAUGCUAAUCGUUUGACCAUUUCAAUUAGGCUGCAAGUCACUCAUUAUAGGCCAGCAACAGAAUGUGUAUUCAUCGAAAACACUGGUGUUCGAGAUUCAUACAAUGCAUCAUCCAUUCCAAUCUACAUGAGUGCCACUUUCAAACAAUCUUCAUCAAGCGAGAUGGGCGAAUAUGAUUACUCGAGAUCCGGAAAUCCAACUCGAACACAUCUUGAGUCGCAUUUGGCCAAACUUAUGGCUGCAAAGCGAGCUUUUGCGAUUACCAGUGGAAUGAGCGCACUAGAUGUCAUAUCACGACUGGUCAAGUCUGGGGAAGAAAUCAUUGCUGGUGAUGAUCUAUACGGAGGAACUAAUCGAUUGCUUACAUUCCUCAAAGAUAAUAAUGGAGUCACCGUACAUCAUGUAGAUACCACAACCGCAAGCAGUAUUUUACCCUUCCUGUCAGAAAAGACACGUCUCGUAUUACUAGAGACACCAACCAACCCCAUGAUAAAGAUUGCUGACAUACCCACCAUAUCCACCUUGGUACGAGCGCAAGCUCCUAACGCAAUUGUUGUCGUGGACAAUACUAUGAUGAGUCCAUACCUUCAAAAGUGCCUGGACCUCGGAGCAGACAUUGAGUACCACUCUGGAACCAAGUAUCUUAGCGGUCACCAUGAUCUUAUGGCUGGAGUUGUUGGUGUCAAAGAUGAGGCUCUUGCACAGAAAAUAUACUAUAUUAUCAAUGCUACAGGUUGUGGCUUGACACCUUUAGAUUCCUUUUUGCUAUUACGUGGCGUCAAGACGUUGGCUGUCCGAAUGGAUCGACAGCAAGCCAACGCUAGGAUUGUCGCUGAAUUUCUAGAAUCCAAAGGAUUCAAAGUGCACUACCCAGGUCUGCCUUCUCAUCCCCAAUACCAUUUACACAACAAGAUGGCAAAAGGACCAGGAGCUGUCCUGUCUUUUGAGACGGGUGAUGUUGAAAAGAGUGGAAGGGUUGUUGAAAGCACUCAUAUAUGGGCUAUUAGUGUGUCAUUUGGUUGUGUCAACUCGCUCAUAAGCAUGCCAUGUCGCAUGUCGCAUGCUUCGAUUCCUGCUCACGUGAGGAAAGAAAGAGCUCUUCCUGAAGAUCUAAUCAGGCUAUGUAUCGGUAUUGAAGAUGUGGAGGAUCUGGUGGAGGACCUGUCAAACGCUCUCACUACGGCCGGUUUCUAA